CCGCCUUUCUCGCGCAUGCCUUCUAAAGAGCUUUUCUGCGGGGAGCCUACCGAGACUUGGGUCAGUUUGCCUCCUCUCAACCCAAUGGCGGCGACUGACCCGGAGACGGCCCAAAGACAAACAGAAGAAAUUGAAGCCCUGUCUGCUAUAUAUGGUGAUGAAUGGUGUGCUGUUGAUGAAGAUGAAAAAAUAUUCUGCAUUAAGAUCAGUGAUUGUUUGGAACAUCCAACAUGGACUCUCUGUCUGCAGGUGAUCCUACCUCCUGAAUAUCCGACUACAGCACCGCCUAUUUAUCAGCUUAAUGCUCCUUGGCUUCUAGGACAGGAGUAUGCAGAAAUAGCAAAUAACCUGGAAGAAAUCUAUGAACAGAACCUUGGUGAAAGUAUCCUUUAUCUGUGGGUGGAGAAGAUUCGGGAAAUUUUGAUAGAAAAAUCUCAGUCGUCUGUUCCAGGACCAGAUAUUAAAAAAAAUACUGAGGAAACUAUUGUGGAGCAUGAAGAAGACUUUUCAUCGCAGUGUCAACAAUUCCAGCAAUAUGCAGUUGCCACUCUGAAUUUUGAUCUUCCUGAAAGUGAAGAAGAUGAAGAAUUACCUCCGAUCUAUCAUGGAAACCCAAUUACAGACCGAAGGAGCACUUUCCAGGCACACUUAGCACCUGUUGUGACCCCUAAACAGGUAAAAAAUAUUCUUGCCCAAUUGUAUGAGAAUAAGAAAAUUGCCAGUGCUACUCACAACAUAUAUGCAUACAGGAUAUACUGUGCAGACAAACAGACCUUCUUACAGGACUGUGAAGACGAUGGUGAGACAGCUGCAGGUGGCCGUCUUCUCCAUCUCAUGCAGAUAUUGAAUGUUCACUUGUGUUUUGGUUUGUAGAAUUAAGAUGGUAUGGUGGUAUCUUGCUUGGACCAGAUAAAACUUUUGAAACGCUAUCAGCUUAACUGUGCUAGAAAUAUACUGGUGGAGCUUGAGGGCCCGCACUAAUUU
This is a messenger RNA of Sphaerodactylus townsendi, 984 nucleotides long. RefSeq names its product impact RWD domain protein (gene IMPACT). Gene Ontology annotation, cellular component: cytoplasm. Gene Ontology annotation, biological process: regulation of translational initiation. Lineage: Eukaryota; Metazoa; Chordata; Lepidosauria; Squamata; Sphaerodactylidae. The record is from RefSeq and is a predicted model, not a curated record. Gene Ontology annotation, molecular function: protein binding. The coding region runs from base 16 to 873 and encodes 285 amino acids. The transcript is spliced from 10 exons.